AUGACCGGAGAAAAAAACGAUGUAGUUUAUGUUAAUAGUCAAAAUUCGUCGUUGCUUGAAAUAUUUGUCAAUAGUAUGCAGAAUUAUGACAGAACUCAUUAUGCAAAUCGAGCUAAAAAUAUAAAGAAUCAACCACGUAUAAAUGAAGAUCCAAAAGAUGCACUAUUACGAAAAUUUCAAGAAGAAAUUGCUCGAUUAAAAGGACAACUUGAAGGUAAAGGUAAAGAUGGUCGAAAAUCACAUCGAAAUAGAAAUCGUGAUGGUACUGAAAUGGAUGAUGAUACAAGUGAACAAGAUGAUGAAGAAUUAUUUCUUAAAGAACAACAAGAUAAAUUAAAUGAAGAGAAACGUACAAUUAUGCAUAAAAAAAAUAUCAAUGAAAAUGAACGUGAAGCAAUGCUUAAACAACUUGAAGAACAAAAAAAAGAAAUUGAACGUGAACAAGAAGAACGUCGUAAAAUGCAACAUAAAAUUCUAGAAAUGCAAUCAAAAUUAAUUACUGGUGGUAAAGAUAUUAUAACACAUACAAGUGAACAAGAACAAGCUUUACGACAAAAACGACGUUUAAUUGCUGAAGCUGAACGUCGUAAUCGUGAAGUUCAACAACAAUUAGAACAACGUGAAGAAGAUCGACGAACAAUGAAUGAAACUUAUACAAGUAUUAAAGAAGAAGUUGAAGAUAAACGUACUAAACGUGAUAAAUUAUCUAAAUCAUUGAAAAAACUUGAAGCAAAAAAACAAGAUAUUAUUGAAAAACAUCGAUCAGCACGUGAAGAACUUGAAGCUGAACAACGUGAAAUGCAAAAACAAGCUAAAUUAUUUCAACUUGUUAUUGAAAAUUUUAUUCCUGUUGAUGAACGUGAACGUUUAUUAAAACGUAUACAAUUUGAUGAACAACAAAAUUAUUGGACACUUAAAGAAUUAUCAAAACAAACGUAUGAUAAAUAA
Molecule: messenger RNA, 948 nt
Organism: Rotaria sp. Silwood2
Lineage: Eukaryota; Metazoa; Rotifera; Eurotatoria; Philodinida; Philodinidae
Source: the annotation of a GenBank genome assembly